Closterium sp. NIES-67 is the source of this 3782-nucleotide messenger RNA. The record is from the annotation of a GenBank genome assembly. Lineage: Eukaryota; Viridiplantae; Streptophyta; Zygnematophyceae; Desmidiales; Closteriaceae.
AAUCACUUGUUCUCACAUACUAGUACAAGGGUUCAACUGUCUCAAUUUCCGCUGCACUACUCCAAGUCUCAAGUCUCUACAAGCUGGGACUUAGUCUCUGCAAAAGAUCCUAAGGGCUUUUCUCAGCCCAACAGUAGUUAUUGCAUCACCACCGACAGCAGUAAGAUCAAUGCGAUGCCGUUGCGCCUUUUGGAAGUCCGACGAGCCGGAACAGAAACCGACAAUCGCCGAGGUGGCGACAACGCUAUCGAAAGCGUUGACGGCCUUAAUGAGUUAAGAGCUAUGUCGCGGUUCGCUCAGAUAAGACGGGAUCGGCCGUGCAGAGUUAAUUAAACCCUGGCACCUUCAGGAAUACCCGCACUCUUAUUUAUCUCGCGUAACUGCCAAUGCUCUCCUUGAGUGUUAGAGGAACAUCAUUCGGUCAUCUAUAACGCGGUUCGUGUCCGCAUGGGUGCGUGCGCGGGUAAGCCACUAGCGGAUGGCGAGCAGCCUGGGGGGAGGAAGCACAAGGGGCGACAUAAAAGCGCCGCCCCGCCGGAAGAGCCGGAGGAGCUAGUCUUCGCCAAUGAGAAGCCGCCGGAGAGGGGCGCCGCGGAGGCGCAAGCUCACCAGCGGAACGGAGAAAUUGCUCAAGGAUCGAGCGCGGAUAGCGGAGCGGGGGGAGGGGGGGAUGCAACGGGGGGAGGAAGUGGCGCGGGGAACGCGGUGGGGGCUGGCGGCGGGGGGAGGACGGGGAUGAGUCCGUUCGAGGAUCGGCGGAACGCGGUGUUCGAGUCGCCCGCGAUGUCGGUGAUGGGCACCCCCGCCAUCCACCUCUCCAACUUCUCCCCCGCGCCCGCCACCUUCGACGGGCUCGCGGGGAGCAUUCUGCAGCAGGCGGCGGAAAAGGCGCGCGUCAGUCGGUUGCGCGACGACGAGCGCGGGAAGCAGAUGGGCGCGGCGGAGGGCUCGGCGGGGGGAGGAAACCAGAUCCCCGUGGGGGUCGUGGUCGGCGGAGGGGGCGGCGGCGGGUUCGGCGCAGGGGGGGGCGUGGGGGGACCGGGGAGCAGCGGCGGGUCGGGGGAGGGGUAUGAGGGGAAGGAGCUGAAUAAGAAGUUCGGGUACUCGCGGAAUAUUAACGCCAAGUACGAGCUGGAGCACGAGGUGGGGCGCGGGCACUUCGGACACACGUGCGCCGCCACGGGGAAGAAGGGCGAGGUGAAGGGCGUGCAGUGCGCCAUCAAAGUCAUCCCCAAGGCUAAUAUGACGACGGUGAUAGCAGUGGAGGACGUGAAGCGCGAGGUGCGGCUGAUGCGGGCGCUGGGGCCACAGGAGUUUGCCGUGCGGUUCUUCGACGCCUAUGAGGACCAACUCAACGUGUACAUAGCCAUGGAGUUGUGCGAGGGCGGGGAGCUGCUCGAGCGCCUGCUGCAACGGGGCGGCAAGUACCCGGAGCACGAGGCGCGGGAGGUGAUGCGGCAGAUUCUCAACAUCAUUGCGUUCCUGCACCAGCAGGGCGUCGUGCACCGCGACUUAAAGCCCGAGAACUUUCUGUUCAAGUCGCACGACGAGGGCUCGGCGCUGCGCGCCAUCGACUUCGGGCUGUCUGACUUCGUGCGGCCAGACCAGAAGCUCAACGACAUCGUGGGGUCGGCGUACUACAUCGCCCCGGAGGUGCUGCACCGAGCCUACGGCGCCGAGGCUGACGUCUGGUCCGUCGGGGUCAUCGCGUACAUUCUCCUGUCGGGGUCACGGCCCUUCUGGGCGAGAACAGAGUCGGGCAUUUUCCGGGCAGUUUUGAGGCUGGAGCCGAAUCUGAUUGACGCGCCAUGGCCGGCGGUGUCGCAUGCCGGGCGGGACUUUGUGCACCGGUUGUUGACUAAAGACUACCGCCGCCGCCCCACUGCCGCCCAGGCGCUGACGCACCCAUGGAUCCGCAGCAGCAGCGCCAGGGUGCCGCUGGACAUUGUGGUGUACAAGAGCUUGCGCGCGUUCUACUCCUUCUCCUCGCUGCGACGGGCGGGGCUCAAGGCGCUGGUGCCCACACUGACGGAGGACGAGCUGGUGUACCUGAGGGCGCAGUUUGGGUACUUUGACAUGGACGGCGAUGGGCUAAUCGACUUCAGCGACCUCAAGAACGCCAUGCAGCGCGUGGCCACGGAUGCGAUGAGGGAGUCGCAGACCAUCGACCUGCUCAAGACGCUUGAGCCAGCGCGCAUCUCCCGAAUGCCCUUCACCGACUUCUGUGCCGCUGUGCUCAACGUCUUUCAGCUCGAGUCGCUCCCCAACUGGCCUGAGCGUGCGCGGGUGGCGUACCAGACGUUUGUGCGGGGGGGCAAGGCGCACGUGACCAUCGACGAGCUUGUGAAGGAGCUGGGCCAGGUGGAGUCGAUGGCAAACGCGGCCCUCCUGGACGAGUGGACCAACUUCGAUGGCACCAUCAGCUUCCUCGGCUUCACGCGCCUCGUGCACGGCCCGUCGCGCGCACGCAAGCAGCGCCACGCGCGUGCCAAGCCCAAGUCGUCCGUGUCGCCCACGUCCUCGGGGCGAGUGAAGCACCCGCAGGGGGCUCCUGAGAUGAAACCCAUUCCCGAGGAUGGCGGGGAGCAGCGCGCGCCGCAGGGGAACGGCGCAGCCGGACAGGAGUUGGGCCAGCAGCAGCAGCAACCACAGCAACAAUAUCAACAACACCAGCAGCAGCAGCAGGUGGAGAUGCUUUCUUUCAAGCCGUACCAGCAGCAGCAGCAGGCGCAGCAUGCGCGAAAGGCAAGUGGAGAGGUGAUGGGGAUGGAUGCCACAGCAGCCGUGGCAGACCUUGGGAUCCCGAUGUUCCAAUCGUACUCACAGCAGCAGCAGCAGCAGCAGCAGCAGCAGCAGCAGCAGCAGCAAGGGGCGGGGUCAGGCGAAGGUCGCAGGUCGGGGGGCAGCAGAUCAGAAGGAAACAGAUCUGGGGGGAAUAGACCAGGGGGAGAUGCCAUGGGCGGUGGGGUGGGGGGGAGUGCGAGUGAAGGGGUGCAUGCGGAGAGGGCGGUGAGAGAGUAUGGAGGAGAGGGGCGGGGGGGGGUAAGCGCGGGGGAGGGGGGGACGGUAGUGAGAGCAAUGCAGGGCAUGGGUUUGUCUGGGGAUGGCGCCAUGUCAGCAGAAGAAGCCGUGGCGGCGGCAGGGAUGUGAGGAGGGAAGCACGGAGGGCUGUGAGGAGGGACGCAAGGAGGACUGCAGGGAGAGUUUCAAAGAGCUAACUAACCUGCGGGAGAUGUUAGAUAGCAAGCUGCGGUAGGCGGGAGGGGUGUGAAGAGAGUGUAGUGAAGAGGAGUUGUGCGCAGGGCUGUGCAUAGCAGGGAGGGUGUGAGGAGGGAUAUGAACAGCAGCCGGUUGAGUUGAGUUGCAUGCACCCAGCAAGUGAGCCCUUCCUGCAGCCUGUUGGCAGCAGCACUCAACACUGCUGGCAGCAGCACUCAACACCGCCGCUGCCACUGCAGAAGGCAGGAAGGGAAUGCGUGCUUCUCUGUAGGAGAGGCAUUUGCCUUAGGUAAAAAGAAGCCUGUGCCUGCCAAGCCUCUGAUGAAUGGCUUCUCGUGGUAAUGCGCAUGGUUCCUCUUUGCAUACAUACGGUGCGACACACCGAGCUUGCUGGGUGGAUGGAAGAUGGGUGUGGGUGGUACCCACCCACCCACCCACCACCCACCGCAGGAAUUAGCUCUGCAGGUUCGAAUCUGACCGUGAAUGGGUUCCUGUGAUUGGGUGUUCUAAGACCGUGCCUGUAUACCAGUUCCAUUCCACUAUAAUGAUAUUAUGAUUUUUUA